This is a messenger RNA of Oncorhynchus kisutch (coho salmon), 2935 nucleotides long. Its product is annotated as E3 ubiquitin-protein ligase RNFT1. Gene Ontology annotation, molecular function: ubiquitin protein ligase activity. The transcript is spliced from 10 exons. Gene Ontology annotation, biological process: positive regulation of ERAD pathway. The record is from RefSeq and is a predicted model, not a curated record. Lineage: Eukaryota; Metazoa; Chordata; Actinopteri; Salmoniformes; Salmonidae. The coding region runs from base 284 to 1570 and encodes 428 amino acids. Gene Ontology annotation, cellular component: endoplasmic reticulum.
GAAUCAGAAUGGAACUGGGUCAAGUGGGCGGGGCUACAUAAGGCGAAUAAUGGCACAGAUAUAAAGAUGAGUCCUCUAUCUAGCUCUAUGCCCCCAAACGAUAGGAUUAUGGUUUAACUUGCGAGGUUGUUUCUUUUAUUUUCGUUCAAUUUUUGGUUUUGGACAGAUUAUUUGAUGGAGAACGGUGGCUUGUCAUGAAACUCUAGACUCAGUAUGACAGGUGGCUCAUUCAUCCCCCCUCCUCUCCCAUGGAGAACCUAUUCCCCAGGUCGUUGCUGUAAAUAUGUGUUUUCAGUCGACUUACUUGGUGAAGAGUGAUUCCAAAAGAACGUUGAAAUCGAGGGUAUCCCCAACUGUGAUGCAGCCUAACUCCAGUGAGCUGGGUGUCCAUCAGGCAGGACAUGGUUUGUCUCUGACGCUACUGACCAGGACACCAGCAGGGACUACAGGGGGCUCUGCUGUCCCGGAGACUAGUGGAGCGGUCCGGGUACCUAUCCUCUCCAGCGGGUCCUGGGAGUCAUGUAGAGGAGGGGCGUCAUCCCGUAGGUCCAGAGCUAGUUCCAGAACCAGUUCCCACAGCCACUCUCAUUCACAUGGUGGGGGACACCAGCACUCCCACAGUGAGCCCAGUGAGGUGGACCCGGCUGAUGCUGAUCUGGAGUCAGGGGAGCCCAGCACCUCAUUCUUGGAGCUGCGCUACCUCUUCCGCUGGGUUCAGAAGAGUCUUCCUUUCAUAAUCAUCCUUUGUGCUAAACUGGUCAUCCAACAUGCCCUAGGUCUAGCUGUUGGAGUUGGCUUAUUUACAACUUUUCUUUAUGUGAAUAAGAACAUUCAAACCCAAGUCUUUCUUCAGGAUCGUCGGUCAAAGAUAGAGUGCGUAUGGCUGCUCCUCUUCCUGGCGUCCUCCACACUCCUGCUUUACUACACUUUUCUCACUGAGACACUUUACUAUUGCCUCAUCUUCCUAAACCCAGCUGUUGAGCCCCUAGGUUUCUGGGAGGUCCUAUGGGUGGUGGGCAUCACCAACUUCACACUCAAGUUCCUCAUCAUGGGGUUUAAGUGCCUUAUCCUACUGCUGCCCUCUAGCCUGGUGACCUACAGAGCCCAGGGACGGUGGUACAUGCUGACUGAAGAGAUGGGCCAGGUGUACCAGGCUGUGGCUCCCACCCCCCUAUGGUUCCGCUACCUGGUCACCUACCAGAAAGUGGAUGGAAAUACUGGCCUCACCCUGGGAGUUCUGCUGGCUCUGGUCUACUUCAUACUAAAGCUUUUAGGAUUGUAUGGACAGUGGGGGUCUUUCCAGAAAACUGUGAGGAUAUUUCUCAGUGGCGAGCACACGGGGGCAGCAGCCACCAGGAGCCAGUGCAGUGAGGCUGGGGACAUCUGUCCUAUCUGUCAGGCAGAAUACAGAGACCCAAGGGCCCUCCUGUGUCAGCACAUUUUUUGUGACGAGUGCAUUGCUCUCUGGUUCAACCGGGAGAAGAUGUGUCCACUCUGCUGCACGGCCAUCACAGACAAGGUCCACAAGUGGAGGGACGGGGCCACGUCACCUUACUUCCAAAUCUACUGAGAGAAGGGGACAAUGGAGGAAAGAAGUGGAGACACUUUGCGAUGUGUGAAUGACAGUUGUAUUAACAGCAAUACUCCACUUAUUGGCUUGUGAAGCUGAUGACCACACUGUUCCUCCAUUCAUUAAGGGCUGUGCCUACUACUGGCCAAUGUCAGUAAGGGCGCAUAAUAUUUGCAAUAGGAUUGGGAUGCAUUCAGCACCGUGGCAUGUUACUGUUACUGCUGCAACUGUAACUCCCUCUCCGACUGUCACUUUUCUACACGACUGACUGACAGUAGUUCUCUCUCUGCAUGCCCUCUAGUGCUGUUUUUAGUUCCUUUUCUUUCUAAACGUUUAGAUUUUUUAUCAUGAUGUGAAAAUAUUCAUGUUUUUUGUUUUCACAGCCAGCCUAAAAAAACAGACCAGACAGCCUCUUUAUUAGGCCAGCUGUCAGGGAAUAGCCUGUUACCACAUCUGUGUUUGCCAUUGAUCAUAGGAUUUGGCAAGACAGCACAAACUGACAGCGUGUUGCAAAGGGGAUGCCAUUCUGUGUCUGAUACAGGCACUCAGACUAGUAGUGGUUAAAGAACAAACUGACAGCGUGUUGCAAAGGGGAUGCCAUUCUGUGUCUGAUACAGGCACUCAGACUAGUAGUGGUUAAAGAACAAACUGACAGCGUGUUGCAAAGGGGAUGCCAUUCUGUGUCUGAUACAGGCACUCAGACUAGUAGUGGUUAAAGAACAAAAUGUACUCAACACAUUGAGAAACAAUAAAUAGCAACCUUGGUGUUUGUUAAGAAGUUCUUAAUUUUGGGGAUUUAUUCUUUUCAAAUGAAGUCAGAUUUUUUACAUUUGUUUUCCAGAUGACAAAAAUGAGAUUUGGUUCGAUCCUUAAAAUAUUUUUCUAAAGCGAUGACGGUUACAUCCUUUUUGAAAACCAAAGACUGGGAGAAUCCAUUUAUUUUAUCAUAUUUAACUAUGUAGUGAAAUCAGUUCAUUUUUUUUCUUGCAUAAAAUUCCUUUUCUUUUCAAUUAUAGCCUAGAUGCAAAUUGGCUCUGGGUGUUUUACAUUUACUCAUAUAAUACACACAAUGUUUAAGCUUGUUAUGAAACAACUUUGUCUUUCAGUUAUUUACAAUCCAUUCAUCAUUAAAAUGAAGUGUGCAGAGGUCUGAGGGACACACAGAAAAGCAUCAAUCUAGCCUGUCCCUGUUCACAUACUGUUCUCAGGAGGAAUUCACAGUAACAUGAAACAUAUGUACCAUAUUAUCUAAUGUUCCAUUAGGCCUGCCAUAGAAGUGAACUGAAAGCAUAUAAACACAACCUGGUAAGUGUUGGUCCCAUGUUUCAUGAGCUGAAAUAAAAGAUCCCAGAAAUGUUCCAAACA